AUGUCUGUUGCACGUGCCGGCCGGCCCGAGGCAUUGCAGAUCCUCUCUCUGUAUCGCCAGCUGCUCCGCCAGGCCGAUCGCUUCCCCGAGUACAACUUCCGCGAGUACGCCAGGCGCCGCACCCAAGAUGCCUUCCGCGAGCACCGCGCCGAGUCGGAUCCGCGGCGGGUCCAGGAGCUUGUGCAGCAGGGUCUCAAGGACCUGCGGGUCAUGCAGCGGCAAAGCACGAUCGGCAACUUUUACCGGUCAGAACGACUGGUCGUGGAGACAAGUGGCCAGGCAAAGAGCCACAACGCGCCAUUGCUGCCAGCGCGGGGAUCAGACUGA
Grosmannia clavigera kw1407 is the source of this 327-nucleotide messenger RNA. Its product is annotated as iron-sulfur cluster biosynthesis protein. The transcript is spliced from 4 exons. The record is from RefSeq and is a predicted model, not a curated record. Gene Ontology annotation, biological process: iron-sulfur cluster assembly. The coding region runs from base 1 to 327 and encodes 108 amino acids. NCBI's taxonomy places the organism in Eukaryota, Fungi, Ascomycota, Sordariomycetes, Ophiostomatales, Ophiostomataceae. Gene Ontology annotation, cellular component: L-cysteine desulfurase complex; mitochondrion.